AUGACACAAUUUUUACCACCAAAUUUACUUGCAUUAUUUGCACUACGUGAACCAAUUCCAUUUUUACCUCCAAAUGAUAAAUUGCUACACGAAAAAAAACGUUUACCAUACGGUGGUUCAUUUGACCUUAUCAAUCAUUUUGAAAAUGCUGAUGAAACACCACCAACAACAGAAAUUGAAACCAAAGAAGAACGAGUUGCUAGAAGAGCACAUGAAAAAAUUGAAAAAGCAGCUCUUAAACUUGAACAAGAUCUUGGUUUAUGGGAUCCACAAAGUAAUGAAAAAGCUACAGUGGAUCCAUAUAAAACAUUAUUUGUUGCUCGACUUAAUUAUGAUACAUCAGAAACAAAAUUAAAACGUGAAUUUGAAAUAUAUGGAAAGAUUAAAAGUAUACAUUUAAUACACGAUAAACAAACAGGUAAACCACGUGGUUAUGCAUUUAUUGAAUAUGAAAAAGAAUCAGAUAUGCACGGCAGUACUUCACUUUCAGCUGCAUACAAAAGAGCUGAUGGACGCAAAAUUGAUGGUCGACGUGUUGUGGUUGAUGUUGAACGUGGUCGAACAGUUAAAGAAUGGCGACCAAGACGAUUAGGUGGUGGUCUAGGUUCAACACGUCGUGGUGGUCCACCAAGAGACAAACGUAAUGGAAGUCAUGACCGACGACGAUCAUCAACAAGAGACAGAAAACGACGAUCAAGAUCUCGAGAUAGUCGACGAAGACGAAGUCGUGAACAUAAACGUCGUCGAACUGGUUCGCGUUCACAUGAACAUCGUAAUGGUCAUCGUUCAUUAUGCUAUUAG
Molecule: messenger RNA, 801 nt
Organism: Rotaria sp. Silwood1
Lineage: Eukaryota; Metazoa; Rotifera; Eurotatoria; Philodinida; Philodinidae
Source: the annotation of a GenBank genome assembly